This is a messenger RNA of Cyprinodon tularosa, 1200 nucleotides long. RefSeq lists its product as uncharacterized. Lineage: Eukaryota; Metazoa; Chordata; Actinopteri; Cyprinodontiformes; Cyprinodontidae. The transcript is spliced from 12 exons. The record is from RefSeq and is a predicted model, not a curated record. Bases 164 to 1180 code for a protein of 338 amino acids.
AGUUAUAACAACAACCAUCCCAACCACAACAUCUCCUCCACGAACCUAUGAAAUAGAUUUGGUUUUGGAAUUACGCAUCCCCCUCUCAAGCUACACAUCAAAUCUAUUGGAUGUGUUUAGGGAGCAUCUGAGCAAUGAAACCUUCCUGGAACCAUUCUCAAACAUGUUACAGAUUAUAGAGUUGAACUUGACCACAGUCUGUUAUCCAAACUCCAGCCAUGGACUACAGUGUCAAUGUGAGAGUGGCUUUGCGUGGCCAUGUGAGAUGUGCAACAUCAACACUUCAUGCAGCAGUCAAAUCUGUACAUGCAUAUAUGGACUUCCUUCCAACAAUGACUUCUGUCAGCCAAUCACAAUUAACUCUACAUGUCCAACAGUUCCUCCAGAUAUAACAACAACCAUCCCAACCCCAACAUCUCCUCCACAAAUCUACGAAAUAGAUUUGGUUUUGGAAUUACGCAUCCCCCUCUCAAGCUACACAUCAAAUCUAUUGGGAUUGUUUAGGGAGCAUCUGAGCAAUGAAACCUUCCUGGAACCAUUCUCAAACAUGUUACAGAUUAUAGAGUUGAACUUGACCACAGUCUGUUAUCCAAACUCCAGCCAUGGACUACAGUGUCAAUGUGAGAGUGGCUUUGCUUGGCCGUGUGAGAUGUGCAACAUCAACACUUCAUGCAGCAGUCAAAUCUGUACAUGCAUAUAUGGACUUCCUUCCAUCAAUGACUUCUGUCAGCCAAUCACAAAUUAUUCCAUUUGCCCAACACCUACUCCAGUAACUACAACAACAACACCUAUGCCAACGACGACACCUCCAACAACCUAUGAACCAUUAUUCUUUGAUGUUGACAUUGUCUUGAGCAUCCCAGCUGCUACUGUGCCAUUAAAUAUCUCUGAGUCAUUCCGAGGUGCUCUCCAAACAAUAAACUACCCAAUACCCAUUUCACGGAUAAAUGUUCUGCAAGUAAACUUGACUACAGUCUGCAUUCCAAACUCCUAUGAUGAACUGCAGUGUGAAUGUGAGGGUGGUUAUGCUUUGCCAUGUGACAUGUGCAACAGCAACAACUCAUGCAGUAACACCAGCAGUUCAACCUGUACAUGCAUAAAUGGACUUCCUCCCAAUGAUGAGUUUUGCCAACCAGAAACUAAUAACUCUAUAUGCCCAACACCUACUCUAGGUAUGUAAAAGAUAAACAAUUAGUUGAG